Messenger RNA from Tachyglossus aculeatus (Australian echidna), 2979 nucleotides. Its product is annotated as KIAA0930 ortholog. The transcript has 12 exons. Bases 1 to 1425 code for a protein of 474 amino acids. The record is from RefSeq and is a predicted model, not a curated record. NCBI's taxonomy places the organism in Eukaryota, Metazoa, Chordata, Mammalia, Monotremata, Tachyglossidae.
AUGGAUGCCAUUUUGUGGAAGCAUGUGGAUCCCCUGAACCUAGGGCUUUUCUCCUGGAGACCCUCCCCCUCGGGCCUGUGCCACGGAGCCGCUCACUGCAUCUCCCCCGACCCAGGGUCAGCGCGAAGUCUGGCCCAGUUUCCGAGCCAUGGAAGGGAGCGCGCGGGCCCGGCCGAGCCGUCGCUGCAGCGGAUGCUGCGGGCCAUCGGGGACGAGAGGAGCCGGCUGAGCGCCCGCCGGGACCCCGCCGGACUCGGGGGCUUCAAGGACGACCGCAUCGUGUUCUGGACGUGGAUGUUCUCCACGUCUUUCAUGGAGAAGUGCUCCCCUCGCCAGGACGACAUGCUCUUCUACGUCCGCCGCAAGCUGGCCUAUGGUGGGGGUGACGGGGCCGAGGCCAGAAAGGCCGGGGCGGACGUGGAGGCAGAGAUGGAGGCGGAGGUGGAGGUGGAAGUGUACCGCAGGGACUCCAAGAAGCUGCCCGGCCUCGGCGACCCAGACAUGGAUUGGGAGGAAUGUGUCUACCUGAACCUCGUUCUACAGAAGCUGGACUACACAGUCACCUGUGCUGUGUGCACACGCUCAGACAGUGGCGACAUCCACAUCCACAGAAAGAAGUCUCAGCAAGUGUUCGCCUCUCCGAGCAAGCAUCCCAUGGACAGCAAAGGAGAGGAAUCCAAGAUCAGCUACCCCAACAUCUUCUUCAUGAUCGACAAUUUUGAAGAGGUGUUCAGUGACCUGACCGUGGGCGAGGGGGAGAUGGUCUGCGUGGAACUGGUGGCCAGCGACAAGACGGACACGUUCCAAGGGGUCAUCUUCCAGGGCUCCAUCCGCUACGAGGCCCUCCGGAAGGUCUACGACAACCGGGUGAGCGUGGCUGCCAGGGUGGCCCAGAGGGUGAGUUUUGGCUUCUACAAGUACCACCCCAUGGAGUUCGUGCGCAUGAAGGGGCCGCAGGGCAAGGGUCACGCCGAAAUGGCCGUCAGCCGCGUGGCCACCGGGGACACGUCGCCCUGCGGGACGGAGGAGGGCUCCGACCCCGCCUCCCCAGUGCACGACAGGGUGACGUCGUUCAGUACGCCCCCCACCCCGGAGCGCAGCCACCGCCCCUCCUUCUUCUCCCCAUCCCUCAAGAGGAAAGGGCCCCGCAACCGCAUCACCGAGAUGAAGAAGUCGCACUCGGCCAACGACAGCGAGGAGUUCUUUAGGGAUGACGACGGGGAAGCAGAUCUGCCACUCCCGAGCAGCCUGCGGUCGCGGUCCCUGUCGGGGACGGGGCGCUCUCUGGUCGGGUCCUGGCUGAAGCUCAACCGUGCGGACGAACGCUUCCUGCUCUAUGCCCACCUCACCUACGUCACACUGCCGCUCCCGCGCAUCCUUACUGACAUUCUGGAAGUGCGGCAGAAGCCCAUCCUGAUGACAUAGAGGAGGAGGAAGAGGAGAAGGAGGAGGAGGAGAGACUGGUGGUGUGGUGCUGCCUGGAAGCUGCCAAGUGCCUACUGCUGCAGUGGUUUUCUGCACCAACACUACCACCUAGUAUCCAGAGGGUGCACCUACAUGGGAGAAAACCAGGGAGAGUCUCUCUCUCUCUCUCCAUCUCUCUUUCUUCUUCUUCUUCCUCCCCACCUCGAAACCAGCCAAGCUCAAGUGCCUCUUUCUUCUUCCCGUGACGGGCCUCGAGUCCCACGCGCAGCCCUGCAGCGAAGCAGCACAUCCAGUGUCCAGGCCGGAGGAGGAUGCAACACCAAACCAGAAGUACCUGAGGAGAGAAAGAAGAAAAAUCCAAAAUGGCUCUAUGAACAAGUGGUGGACAGUGUUUACUUUCUAACAGAGUGGACAGGGAGCGCUGGACUUGAUGUGCUUUGUUCAGAAAGCCACGGUUCGCAUUUCAUAACGACAUACCAAUGAGUUCCCCCCCGCCACCGCCCCCCAUCAUCAGCCCCCUUCCCCGUCUGCCCGAGUGGCUGCGUGGGCACGGAGGGCUCAGCGGUGGUGACGAGAGACAACAUUCCUCUGCCUCUGUUUGUGGCGCAGAUUCUCCAACCUGUUUACGGUGGGGUCCCCCCCGCCCCCGUGCCCCCAGCCAAAGAGCAAGGAAAUCAAAGUGAGACACCCCCCCCCACCCCCAAGUUGGCUGGAAAGGGCCGAGUGAGACCCUCACAUCUCUGAGAACCGGCCACCCAUCAGCUGGUCGGUCCCCAGGCCCGAGACCUCUCCGUAGGAGGUCGGUCCCUCUGUGGCCCAUGCCCAGCCCCUGGGUGGUGGGGGUGGGAGAUGCCCCGGCCUCUAGGGCUCCCCCCGAGAGGACCUGAAGGGGCUCCCCGGGUUUGGACGUGGCCCUUAAGGGCUGACCUCAUCAGCCGUCCAGAUGCAUUCGAGAACAGAGAAUUGGCUGUUGGAAGAAGUACGGGCAGCCUCUUCAGAAUGCUUCCGGGGAGAGGCUUUUUUCAGGCCUUAGAGUGUUGCGCUGUGUGAGUGUGUGUGUGUGUGUGUGUCUGUCUGUCCAUCCGUCCGUCCAUCCUGCCCUUUCCCGGGACGGUCGUACUCGAGCCUCGUUCUUAUUCCAGGGCGCAGGACCCUGGGCGGUCCCUACAUGUCCAUCUGUGUCCCCUCUCACCCCCAGCCCUUGGGCUGAGACCGUUCCACCAUUAGUGACGUUCCCACGGGAGCCGAUGAUUCCCGAGGAUCGAUCGGGCCGGCCAGAGGCGGUUCGAGUCGGGUUUUCACUUAGCGCCGCCUGACCCCCAGCCGGUCAGAGCCAAGGGGGCGGGGCAGCGAUGGGACUUGUUGAGCACCUCCUUGGGGGCAAUGCACUGUACAUGUAGUAGACAUAGUAGUAGUAGUGGUGGUGUUUAUUGAGCGCCCCUGGGGGCAGAGCAUUGUAGUAUUGGUAUUUACUGAGUACCCCCUGGAGGCAAUGCACUGUACUGUUAUUUACUGAGCGCCCCUGCGGACCGGUCACUAGUAUUGGUAUUUAGG